This is a messenger RNA of Lodderomyces oxycetoniae, 1854 nucleotides long. RefSeq names its product GUP1. NCBI's taxonomy places the organism in Eukaryota, Fungi, Ascomycota, Pichiomycetes, Serinales, Debaryomycetaceae. Bases 1 to 1854 code for a protein of 617 amino acids. The record is from RefSeq and is a predicted model, not a curated record. The transcript is spliced from 2 exons. Gene Ontology annotation, biological process: GPI anchor biosynthetic process. Gene Ontology annotation, cellular component: endoplasmic reticulum; mitochondrial inner membrane peptidase complex.
AUGAAUUUUCUCCACGAUUUGGGCCGCUUUUUCUCUCUCGAAACCUUAGACUCGAGGCUCAAACCUUCUUGUAAUAACUCAAAGAGACAGCAAAUUAUUAAAGAAGCUUCAAAACCUUCCAAAUGGUCGACGUUAGAGUUUAAAAUAUACUAUGGUGUGUUCAUUGUAGCUGUGCCGUUGAUGUUUAAAGCAGGAAUGAGUGCUUCAAAUGAAACCAAUCCGAAUUAUCCGCGCUUUCAGCACCUUCUAAGUCAAGGCUGGUUAUUUGGUAGAAAAGUUGAUAAUUCAGAUCAGCAGUAUCGAUUUUUCAGAGACAAUUUCCCUUUAUUAUGUUUGCUAAUUGUUUUACAUGUAUCCUUGAGAAAGAUCUUGACGCCAAUUUUAUCUAUAAAAAAGAGAAGCUAUUUUGACCUUGGUUUUGGUAUAAUCUUUUUGAUUGGAGCUCAUGGGGUCAAUGUUCUCAAGAUAUGCAUGCAUUUGACUAUUAGCUACUUAAUUGGUAAGUAUGUCAAAAACCGUAGAAUGGCUAUAUGGAUGACGUGGAUUUAUGGGGUGUCGACCUUAUUCUUUAAUGACUGGUACGGCACUUUCAAGUUUGGAAUACCAUUUUUAGACAAGGGUUUCAAAGGUAUUAUUGCAAGAUGGGACGUUUUUUACAAUUUCACAUUGCUCCGCAUGAUAUCGUUCAAUCUUGAUUAUAUUGAGAGCGAAAACAGGCUUUGUAAUCCUGAGGAUAAGAAUGGGACACUUGUUAAUCUCAACGAUCGUGAACGGUUAGUGGCUCCAUUACCUUUGGAAGAUUAUAAUAUAUUCAAUUACUUGGCAUAUAUAACAUACGCCCCGUUGUUUAUCGCCGGUCCUAUAGUUACAUUCAAUGACUACAUAUACCAGUCAAACUAUCAACAAUCAGCUACAGUCAAGGAUUACAAGGCUAUUUUCCUUUACUUUCUCCGAUUUGUAUUUUGUUUAUUAGUCAUGGAGUUUAUCCUACAUUUCAUGUAUGUUGUUGCAGUAUCGAAAACAAAAGCAUGGAGUGGUGACUCGCCUUUUGAGAUCUCGAUGAUUGGUAUGUUCAACUUGAAUAUCAUAUGGCUCAAAUUACUCAUACCGUGGCGACUAUUCAGAUUCUGGAGCUUGGUUGAUGGCAUUGAUCCGCCGGAGAAUAUGAUACGCUGCAUGGAUAACAACUUUUCAGCAUUGGCAUUUUGGAGAGCGUGGCACAGGUCUUUUAAUCGAUGGGUUAUUAGAUAUAUAUACGUGCCCAUGGGCGGAGGUGGAAACUACCGAAUCUUGAAUAGUUUAUUUGUAUUCAGUUUUGUUGCAAUAUGGCAUGACAUUGAAUUGAGAUUAUUGAUGUGGGGUUGGUUAGUAGUGGCUUUCUUGAUUCCCGAGCUUGCUGCAACUGUUUAUUUUAGAAAGUAUAACCAAGAACCGUGGUUUAGAGGAUCAGAGGAUAUGGCGCCACCUGUACCUGUUUAUGAUCUUGAAGAGAUCAAGCGUCAGUACAAGGAACCAUUACAGAAUCCGGAACUGUACAAAUGUCACAUUAUGUCUCUCACUCAACAUGAAUGUACGUUUCGAGCCAGUAGUGGAGGGUAUCGAAGUACGCCAGAAAUAAUAUGUCUACCGUUUAAGAGGAUAUUUCAAAGGUGUUUAACGCCAACAGUGGAGAAACUUGGCAACGGCGAGAAAGUUUAUGGCGAGAAGUGGAUAAACAUCGAGGUAACCAAUGCCAAAACGAAUAGUGAUUUAAUGGAGAAGGAUUCAAAGUAUUCUAAAUACGUUGAGGAAUUUUUAGCUGCCGAAAGGGAGCUUAAAGAGUUGAUAGAGUCGGAGUCGGAGGGACAGAUAUGA